UGAGAAUUAAUUCAAUUGUCUCGGUACUGCAAAGUUUAGUCCUUAAUUCUAACAUACAAUUAUCCAACAUAACCAAAUAUGUUGAGGUACAGUAGGCUACUGAGGGUAAUGUCAAGUGUUUCCCCUGAUAAUGAAGCUACCCAUAACAUGUCCCUAUCAACCUAGAUGGGAGGAGCUCUACAGCAUCUUUAACUUUUACGGUGAAUGAGGUUUAUACUAAUAAAUGCCCCACACGGAGCAGAUUUGGUAAACACUUCUCUUUAUUUCUUGCGUGCUGAAGACAAAAACAUGUAGUUACACAGGAAGAGCUGUGUGUGCAGCCAGGCAUGCGCCAAGUGAUGAAACCAAGAAUGGGUGGCUUCCUUUCCCCUUGAUGUCUGAAAGAGGCCUCACCACCACCACCACCACCACCGCUGUUUUCCAAGGUGGAGCUUUAACAGUCAGUCGGUGCAUGAGACUGUGAGACUCACUAACGUCUGCACUUGUGUGUACCCCAAUUCAGUUUGUUGUCGUUGUCAGUUUUUUCUACCUUCACAGAUACUGGAACUACAAAUGGAUAUGAUGGAAUGGUGUCUAGUCGUUUGGCUAAUUGUUUUACCCCCAGCUCUAGUAAAUGGGGAAGUGGUGUACCUCAGCCAGAAACGCAAUGGUUCUAUUGAGUUUGCAUGCUCGACUACUUCGAGGGACCCUUUUGCCUUCUAUCUGAGACGCGAGUGGCUGGAGCCCAUCAAAGAAGUUCUGUUCAUCCACGAAGGCCAGAAUCCCACUUUUGGUCCCGGUGAAACCGGCAGGAGUCGCAUCCGUGUGUUUGAGGACCUCCCCGCUGGCCAGGUGAACGUGAGCAUCUCCCACCUGCAGGGCUCGGACACGGACCGCUACACCUGCGAGUUUAUAUUCUCCGGCGUUCCCCAUGACCGCAUGGAACCUGGCAGAGACACGUUUCUGCUCUAUGUUGCAGAUCAUGGUUCAGAUGAACCGCCUUGCAGCUGUUCCAGUUAUACAGUUAUACUGUACACCAUCGCUGGAGCUGUUGGCCUUCUGCUUCUCGUCAUCAUUGGCCUUACAGUAGCCUAUUGUGGCAAGGCGAGCAACGGCAGCAAACCACAGCCAGCCGUCCCCAUCUACGAGGAGAUGGCAGGCCUGCAGUCAGGCAACAACAAAGCCUUCUAUAACCCUGGGGAGUUUGGGGAGAGUGAGUAUGUGAAGCCCGUCCGCAGUGAGAACCCCUACUCCAUCCCUUAAAGGGGCCCUGGCCUCCGGAACAAUCUGCACCCAACUGAGCUCCUCAUUCAGAGCGAUCAUUUCACCUGAAGAGUCUGGGCAGUUCACCUCUCAAGACAACACAAUGUCUUUCACAAACAAAACCUAUCACACUUAAUACCUCAGAGGUAGAAAUGCAUGUUUUGCGGUUUGCUGUAUCUUCACAAGUGUAAUACCAGAGUGUGUUUGUUAGUGGAGCUGUGAAAGGCACAGUCAGAGAGAUUUUGCUGGAAGUCGCGUUUGUGUUGAUGUUUACAUUCAUUAGCAGAUGCUUUUGUGCAAAAAAACAUACAUUAUAUUUUAACCAAGGACUAAACAAAACAUACCAGAGCGGUACCUUCAGUAUUCCCAGAGAAUUUCCAUGCAGGGUUUCGUUUUUGUUUGGGGCAGGCUGCCACCAAACUAGUGUUGUGAGAUGAAUGUGACAAAAAUGAUGGGCUAGAAAUCACGCAAAAUCCCCGACUGAGCCUUUAAUAGCAAAAAAAAAUGAUUCCUCUUUUUGUAUCACGGCAGACGUAUGACUUCAUUCUAACUUACAAAACAAAAGUGUCACAUCACAGCAUGUGACACCCUCACAUACAUGUUGCUGUUGCUGUCACAUGUUUUCAACUCCACACGGAAGGAUGGAAAGAUGUCAAAGAAUGAAUCAGAAGUUAAUUUCUAUAGAAGUAUAUACAGUAGGUAUAUAAGUAU
Molecule: messenger RNA, 1953 nt
Organism: Sardina pilchardus (European sardine)
Lineage: Eukaryota; Metazoa; Chordata; Actinopteri; Clupeiformes; Clupeidae
Gene: cd7al
Product: cd7 antigen-like
Exons: 4
Coding region: 553-1242 (229 amino acids)
Biological process (GO): adaptive immune response
Cellular component (GO): membrane
Molecular function (GO): signaling receptor activity
Source: RefSeq, a predicted model, not a curated record